Thamnophis elegans (Western terrestrial garter snake) is the source of this 2382-nucleotide messenger RNA. RefSeq names its product C-type lectin domain family 2 member D-like. The record is from RefSeq and is a predicted model, not a curated record. The transcript is spliced from 9 exons. NCBI's taxonomy places the organism in Eukaryota, Metazoa, Chordata, Lepidosauria, Squamata, Natricidae. The coding region runs from base 366 to 1196 and encodes 276 amino acids.
UUGUUGGCGCCCAUUUCAUACUGAACAUUAGUUGACUAGAUUGUUUUGUAUAGGCAGGCUGCAAUCGAACGCCUGGUCCUGAUUCUUCCCAUCUGAGAGUCUGACAAUUGUCACAGAGAAAUAGCAGCUGACUUGGAAGAAAGGCAAGCUGCCCAAAUGGAGGCUUAAGAAAAGACACUUUCCCUUUGUCGGCACUGAUGUCAAAGAAUUGACCCUUCCUAGCGUGAAUGUUCUCGGGCGUGUGGCAGAAAUGACCUUGUGAAGGUAAUUUGGGGAUUCAGAAGGACUGUAAAAAGGAUCCUCAAAGCAAGCCUGAAUCUUGAUUUAUUUUUAUUUUUGUAACAAAGACAAUUAUAUCUUGGAAGAUGGAAGUAGACAUUAAAGGGUCAGGAGAUUCUGGAUGUUAUGAUCCCUUGACUUCUGUGGUGACAUCUGCAUUUUCUUCUGCAAGCUCUGAUACAAAGCAUGAAAAAAAUGUUGGUCAAAAUGGACACCUACCUGGAAUGCAUUGGGGAGAAGGAGCAGAAAGUGUUCCUUUGAAUUCUGAGAUGACAUCUGAACCUUCUGAACGCCCUGCAAUAAGUAUCAGAAAUGCUGGGGGAGAAGGAGCAGAAAGAGAUGCUGAAUGUUGUGAACAUUGCAUUGAGGUGCCAACUGGACCACCACCUGGAUGCCCUGAUGGCAUUAAAAACACUGCUCGCAAACAUAAAUACAUUAUAGCUCUUGUGAUCCUAGUGGUAGUUUUGAUCAUCAUCAUUAUUGCAAUUUCAUUGGCUGUUAAAAAAACAGAAACAUGUCCGUCUUGUCCUCUCUUUGCAAGCCAACGAGUUGCUUGCCCAGAUUUCUGGGUUGGAUACAAAGGGAAAUGUUUCUAUAUAUCAAAAGAAGAAGGAAAUUGGUCUCUCAGUUUAAAGACCUGUUUGUCACUUAAUGCAUCCUUGGCUGUGAUUGAUACUCAGGAGGAAUUGGAUUUUUGGGUAAAAUUUUUCCAUCCGCUUCAUUACUGGUUUGGUCUCUCAAGAGAAGUUAACCAGACCUGGAAGUGGUCCAAUGGCACUGAGUUUAAAAACCAGUUUCCGGUGCGAGGAGAAGGCUUCUGUGCAUAUCUAAAUGGAAAAAGGACUGAUAGCUCCUUCUGUUCCAUGGAGAAACGUUUUUUCUGCAGCCGACCAGAAAGUUGUAGGAUAACUGGAUAACACAACUUCAUCCAAAGAAGGAACACUUGGCUUGACUAAUAUUCAUUGCAGUAGCACAUGUGUGUAGUCUGUCUGGUUCAUCCAAAUUUGCUACUGGCAACAUAAACUUUAGUUGUAAGUCCUAAGGAUCUAUCUUCAGAUCUUCUCUUAACAAAGCUAUUCUGGACCUUCUGGGGAAUUUCACAUUCAAAAAAGGAGACCCCAGCCUUGUUGAGAAUUACAGACCAAUCUCACUUUGCUGCAUCACCUGUAAAGUCAUGGAAUCCAUCAUAAACCAAUGCAUCACCCUCCACUUAGAGACAAACAACCUACUCUCUAAUAAGCAAUUUGGUUUCAGGAAAAAAUUGUCCUGUAAUCUGCAACUCAUACACUGCAAAAACAUUUGGACCUCUCAACUCAACCAAGGUAAAGCAAUAGAUGCAAUCUACUUAGACUUCUGCAAAGCCUUUGAUUCAGUGGUACACAACAAACUUCUGUUAAAACUAAGUUCUUACGGCAUUUCCAGAUCUUUGGAGAAGUAGAUAGUUGCAUUCCUAUCAAACAGACAACAAGUAGUCAAAAUUGGGAACACUAUCUAACCCUGCUCCGGUUAACAGUGGUGUUCCCCAAGGCAGCGUUCUAGGACCAACACUCUUUCUACUUUACAUAAACAACCUUUGUGAUGAUAUUAUAAGCAGCUGUGUCCUCUUUGCCGACGAUGUAAAACUAUUUAACAUCACAGGCAAUUCUACUACGCUACAAAAUGACCUAGAUUAUGUAUCUGAAUGGUCAAACAAUUAGCAACUCCGAAUCUCUGCUAACAAAUGCUCAGUCCUACACAUUCGCAAUAUAAAUCAGAACAUCAAAUGCAAGCUGGGUGGAAGUGAUCUAAAAGAUGAGCCACACUUUGUCAAAGACUUAGGAGAACUCAUUUCAAAAGAUCUAACCCCCAGAGCUCACUGUAACAACAUUGCCAAAAAAGGCAUUCAGAGUUUCAACCUUAUUUUACAUAGUUUUCUCUCUGGUAACACUAUGCUGCUAACUAGAGCAUACAAAACCUUUGCCAGAUCUAUACUUGAAUCAGAGGUGUCUUCCUAGUAGGUAGCAAUUUGGCCUGCCACGCUCCUGAAGUGGUUCUCUCGGGGACACCAUAGGUGCCCUGACCCUGCCCGAGCAGUCAGAUGGCGGCGGUGCAAUACUAAAAGAA